Molecule: messenger RNA, 1638 nt
Organism: Melanotaenia boesemani (Boeseman's rainbowfish)
Lineage: Eukaryota; Metazoa; Chordata; Actinopteri; Atheriniformes; Melanotaeniidae
Gene: dhrsx
Product: dehydrogenase/reductase (SDR family) X-linked
Exons: 9
Coding region: 299-1123 (274 amino acids)
Source: RefSeq, a predicted model, not a curated record
CUACACCAAGUUUCAGUCCAAACAGAUGGGAAGUUGGAGAUUUUAGGAGGCAGCCGGAGAAACUCUUCCCCUCUGAGGCCGUGACAUGUGACGACUGCUUGUUCAAACUCACUUUGACUGGUUCUGGUGUCACAAGCAGCAGAUUCUGGAAACUGCUAAGCUAUGAGAUUUGUUUCCUGUUAGAAAAACUACUUCUUCUACAGAAUUACAGCCACUAGAAGCAUCAUCUUUACUCCUCCUCUCUGUCCUCCCUAAGCAGAAUGGAAGGGUUGCCAUUGUGACGGGGGGCACCAGAGGAAUGGGUUUUGAGACAGCGAGACACCUGGCGAGUCUUGGCAUGCAUGUUGUCAUAGUUGGGAACGAGAGAGAGGAAGGAAAAGCAGCCGCCAGGAAGAUCCAGGAGGAGUGCAGCGAGGGGAAAGCCGAGUUUGUGUUUGUGGACCUGACCUCUUUGAAGUCUGUUCGACAGUUUGCUCAGACGUUCAAAGACAGAGGUCUUCCUCUCCACGUGCUGGUCAACAACGCCGGGACCAUGCUGGUUCCUGAGAGGCAGACGGAGGACGGCUUCGAGUUCCACUUCUGCCUGAACUACCUCAGCCACUUCCUGCUGACCAACCUGCUGCUGGACGUGCUGAAGAGGUUGGGAAGGCCGGGCUGCAGCUCCAGAGUGGUCAACAUGUCCUCAGCCACACACUAUGCUGGAGUUAUGCACAUGGACGACCUAAACAGGAGGGUCUGCUACAGCUCCCACGGCGCCUACGCCCAGAGCAAACUGGCUCUGGUGCUCUUCACCAACUACCUGCAGGAGCAGCUGACAGCCGGCGGCUUCCACGUCACCGUAAACGCCGUGGACCCCGGCAUGGUGGACACGGCGCUGUACGACAACCUCUGGACGCUCGCACAGAUGCUGAAGAGACCCGUUGCCAAGGUGCUGUUCAGGACUCCAGCAGAAGGAGCGUCCAUCUCCAUCUACGCUGCAGCUGCCUCGGAGAUGGAAGGCGUGGGCGGCUGUUACCUCUACAACGGCCUGAAGACGCAGUCCUCCGAGCUGUCCUACGACUCCGAGCUGCAGGCCAAGCUGUGGAAGAAAAGCUGCCAGCUGGUGGGUCUGCAGGAGGACUGAGACGGCCUCAUCUCGUCUGAAAGCCUUCAACCUCCUCCGUUCACACACAUACAUAGUUUUAAAUGAUUUCAUUUUAAUAGUAGGAGAAGAAGCCAGACUGGUCCCUGUUAUGGUGCCAUAUUCCUUCAGAUACUUUGGCUUUUUCUUCAAAAUAUGUAAGAAAAAUGUAAAAAGUCUUGUAGAAACCAUGAUUUUAAAAGGAGGCGUUUGGACUCGGGCCUUCACUUGGAGACAAGCGGGUUUGAUUGACAGCUGGAGGGUUGUGAGUUUGACCCGGACGCAUCAAAUUUAUUUCUAUCUGUAUUUAUAAAUUAAUAUAAAAUAAUGUUUCUUAUUGUUUUUCUUAUUAUGAUUUUAAAGUUUUUAAUCCAUAGUGCCUCUUCUGAAAACACAAGUUUUUAACUUUUUAUCAGAAAGUUAAACAGCUGAUGUUUUACGUAAAUAACGACGCUGGUGAUCAGAUAGGAUCGAUAACGUGUUUACACGGCAUCCUUCCAAUAAAAUGUCAACAUAUC